AAGAUCGUAAAAAAUAAAAUGGGAAAAACAUUUUCGGACGGAGGGAUAUAUUUUUUUUUGAAGAAAGGAGUAAUUACUGCCACCAUAUUCCCACUCUUAAAAUCGAGAGGAUUAAGAAUUGGUACCAAAUGAAGACGCAUACAAUGAGCUGAUUGAGCUCUCCAACAUUUGCAUUCCAUUCCAAUUCCAAUGGGUGAUAUUCUCGCUCAUCGUCUUCAGGCCAUUCUGCUGACAUUAGUCGGCGCGGUGCUGGCCUUACCAAACGAUCGUCGCUACAAUGUAGGAGAUGAAGUCCCUUUCUAUGUCAACAAAGUGGGUCCCCUCAACAAUCCCAGUGAAACUUAUGAAUACUAUGACUUGCCUUUCUGCUCUCCAGGCCAAGUGAUACACAAGAAGGAAUCCAUUAGGGAGGUUCUCAAUGGAGACCGUUUAACCAACACCUUGUAUGAGUUGAAGUUUGCAGUGAAUAAAUCCCAUGUUUUUCUGUGCCGUAAGAACCUCAGCAGUGAUGAGGUAGCUAAAUUCAGGAGUGUUGUCGCUAACGAUUUCUACUUUCAAAAUUACUAUGAUGACCUCCCAUUUUGGGGAUUCAUUGGGAAAGUAGAGGACCGAAAUUGGACUUUUGAUGGAAAAGGACCCAACAAGUAUCUCCUCUUCAGUCAUGUUCGAUUUGAUGUUCUAUAUAAUGACAAUCAAGUCCUUGAAGCACAUGCCUUUAGUGAUCCGAAUCAUACUGUUGAUAUAACAGAUGAUAUUGAGGUUGAUGUUGAGUUCAGUUAUUCAGUGUUCUGGAAGGAGGCCCCAACUAAGCUUAAGAGCAGAAUGGUUAGAUAUUCAAAGGCUUCCCUACUUCCCCUGCUGCAGAAAGUUCAUUGGUCUAUUUUCCGUGGAGGCUCGACUGCUGCAUUUAUGUUUGCCCAUAGCGUCUAUUUCUAUUAUAAAUCAAACAUGAGUGGCUUCUUGCAGACGAGUUUCUUCUUCGGCUACACGGCUUGCUUAUGUUAUGGAUUUUUCCUUGCUCUUGCAACAGUCGGCUUUCUUGCCUCCUUUGUGUUUGUUCGCCACAUGUACCGUGCAGUCAAGAGCGAAUGACCUCCUCAUAUUCUCCUCUAUCCAAGACUACAUGUAGAGAAUUGAUUAAGAAUGGGGAUAUAUAUUUGCUGCCAUUGUUAAUGUGAAGCUAAGCAUAUUGUUUGGUGUGUCUAUUUUUCACAAUUGGAAAAGAUAAGACAAUGGGCUCUCAAUUUGUUGGACAAUAUAUAUAUGUUGCAUAA
Messenger RNA from Cuscuta campestris, 1274 nucleotides. The record is from the annotation of a GenBank genome assembly. NCBI's taxonomy places the organism in Eukaryota, Viridiplantae, Streptophyta, Magnoliopsida, Solanales, Convolvulaceae.